GGACAGUAUAAAAUUACAGAAGCAUAGUUUAAUUUCAGGUGUUUUUGUUUUUUUUCCUUCUUUGUGUCACGUGUUUCUGUGACGUUUUCAGCCGAAAGAGGAUGUAAAGCUAAACUAACAAAGCACGCCGCCUUCAAAAUAAAACUACAAGACGCUAGCGGCACGCAAGGCUUUAUAGGUUAGAGUAGGACGCUCCGCUUUUAUUUUGUAAACUAAAACCGGUAGUGGAUAUGACUGCGAAAUUGGGGCAGCGAAAAGGGUCGCUGCAACAGUGAGUGGGCAGUGAAUGAAAACUGUAAAACAUUACAGGCCCUGUCUGUUGCCACAAACAUGGCUCCAUGCUGAUGACCGAGCCCGGCUGUAGUAGCUGUCGUCCCGCCGUGCCUGUGUGAGUCGUGACGGGCUGAGUGCCAGCAUCAUGGCUUCCCCACGUCGCACAUCUGUCAAAGCGUCGGUUCUAACCACCGCUGUCCUGCUCCUGCUGUCACUCACCGCCGUCAGGUCCUCUCAAGGCGACAAGGAGCCGGUCUACCGGGACUGUGUGAAACAAUGUGUCCGGACCAACUGCACAGGAGCUCGGCUCCGCGUCUUCCAGUCUUCUCAGCCGCAGUACAUGGUGCUGACAGGUUGGACGUGCCGUGAUGACUGUCGCUAUCAGUGCAUGUGGUCCACUGUGGUCCUUUACCAGGCUGAGGGUUACGGAAUCCCACAGUUCCACGGCAAGUGGCCGUUCGCACGGUUUCUGUGCUUCGAGGAACCUGCUUCUGCACUGGCCUCUGUGCUCAAUGGUCUGGCUUGCCUCCUCAUGCUGCUGCGCUACCGUAGCACGGUGCCAAGACAGAGCCCCAUGUUCCACACAAUCAAUGCCUUCUCUCUGGUGUCGCUGAAUGCCUGGUUCUGGUCUGCGGUGUUUCACACUCGGGACACCUAUCUCACUGAGAAAAUGGACUACUUUUGUGCCACGGCAGUCAUUCUGUACUCCAUCUACCUGUGCUGUGUCAGAACCCUGGGUCUGAGGAGACCUUCUGUGUCCAGCAUGGUGGGAAUCCUACUCAUCUUGGCCUUCACCUCUCACGUCUCCUACUUGACCUUUGUCAGCUUUGACUACGGCUACAACAUGGCUGCUAAUGCCUCAUUUGGCAUGGUGAACCUGAUGUGGUGGUUAUGUUGGUGCUGGCAGAAUCGGCGGACGCUACCGUACUGGUGGAAGUGCGGGCUGGUGGUGCUGCUGCUCCACGGCCUGGCGCUGCUGGAGCUGUUGGACUUUCCCCCGCUCUACUGGGUCUUCGACGCUCAUGCUGUGUGGCACCUCAGCACCGUGCCAGUGCAUUUCCUUUUUUACAGUUUCCUGAUCGACGACAGCCUCUACUUGUUGAACACAGAGAAGAUGGGCGUCAAAGUGGAGUAGCCGGAGCUCUCUGCCCCGUCACCGUACCUGCACCCCUGCACCCCAUCCUUUGAGCCAGCUGAACAGCCGGCAGAAGUAGCUCCACAGCCUCUGAGAUGACAUCAUCAAAAAUUCAUCUUUAUGAAUUUUAUGUUUACGCCCUUGUCCUUUUAAAUAUAUAUAUUUUUUUUCUAUUUAUUAGCUUUUUUGGAAAAAUGACGGUCCUCACCGUGUGCUACUCUCCUGGUGCCGUUUGUACCCUCAUACUCAUGUGCCUCCCGAAACUGCUAGACGCUUUGACUGCGACACGACGAGCAUUUUGCUGUAGCUGACAAUAGGUGGCACCAAAGUGUCAUGAACUUUCUGCAGAGUCUGUGAGCGCGGACUGGGCCUCAUAGUAGGGAGGGGGGGGGGGGGGGGGGGGGGGGGUGAGUUGGGGCAGGUUUCUCUCGAGAGUUGGUUUCUGUUUGGAGGUGACUCGAACUAAUUCUCUGUUGUUGUUUUUUCUCUCUCCCAACAUCAUCACACUUUUUGCUUUUGUGCCUUUUGGGUUGUUUUUUUUUUCUCCUAUAGUUAACGAUUGCUUUGGAUUUUAUUGAUUUUCUUUGUGUCAACCAAACUUUAUUGUGCUUUAUUUUGUUUUUUUUUUGGACACUUUUAAUUCAAAUAUUUUUAAUUUGGGAGUGGGUUUAUAUGACGAUCACACUAACAUUUAACACACCUGGAUUGCCUUGCUGAGGGAGGUGGAGUUUCUGUUCAAUUCUCAGGUUACGGAAGCCAUGUGCUUGUAGAAGAAGGCGUUUGUUUGACGCGCGUCAUUUUGGUUUCCUGCCCUCACACAUCGGGACAAUCACGCUGAUUGACACAGAAAUUCCCACCUGCUUUUUUUAAAAAAAAAAAGGAAAAAAAAGAGAUUACUUGCUCAUUCAUGAAAACACUCGCUUUCUCAACGACACGUCUGCCUUACAUCAUGUUUUAGCCUUUUUUUUUUUUUUUUUUUAAAAGUUGAGCGUUCAUCCACUCUGUCCUCACCUCUCAGCGUUCUCCCUCCAUAUGACGAGCACUUUAUGAUCACACGUGUACAUUCACAUUCAGGUGUCUUUGUUUCAAAUCCUGCCUCUGCCUUUGUUUUACGGCGUGACGACGGGAACAAAGACCAGCGCGCGAGUGUGUGUGUGUGAUUGCUGGCAUUUGUGUUUUCACGUUGCCUUGAUGUCCUGGGGCCUUGUGUGUUUUUUUGUUUUUUUGUUGUUUUUUUUUGCAAUCAUGAACAGAGAUUUCUGUGCAUGCGUGUGUGAGAUUGUUCCCAAUCCUUUUGUAACAGUACAAGUGAGUGUGUUUGAGUGUGUGUGUGUUCCAGAAUGUGCCGCGUGAAUGUGUGCCAGACCGUUGGUAUAUUUAGCUUUGCUGACAGCCCAUGAUGGUGGGGGAGAGCAGCGGAGGUUAUCACUGACCCGGAGGACAGAAACAUUAAUAAACUCUCGGCAAUGAAAAUGCUUUAAAAUCAGUUAAAGAAAGUGUUGCGUUCCCUGGUUUAUAUGUCCCGGUGUUGACAAAAACAAAACAAAAAAAAAAA
Messenger RNA from Cynoglossus semilaevis (tongue sole), 2963 nucleotides. RefSeq names its product post-GPI attachment to proteins phospholipase 3 (gene pgap3). The coding region runs from base 419 to 1408 and encodes 329 amino acids. Gene Ontology annotation, cellular component: endoplasmic reticulum membrane. NCBI's taxonomy places the organism in Eukaryota, Metazoa, Chordata, Actinopteri, Pleuronectiformes, Cynoglossidae. The transcript is spliced from 8 exons. The record is from RefSeq and is a predicted model, not a curated record. Gene Ontology annotation, molecular function: hydrolase activity, acting on ester bonds. Gene Ontology annotation, biological process: GPI anchor biosynthetic process.